UAUGAAAGCGGGUUCAUGGAUGUUAAGUAACUUCAGGUUCUCCGCUGUUUUCACUCACUGUGGGGUUCGUGCAGACCUGCUGAGACCCAGGACCGAGUUCAGACCGACCCGGAUCCGCGGAACGAGCUGGAUUUAAGGCAUGGCGAAAAGGAAGGAGUCCGGAACCGAGUCCGAAACCAGGACCGAGACCAAGACCAAGAAAAGGCUCCAGUUGAAGAACAAGAAGAAGGAGGCAGACAAAGAUGAAACCAUUGAGAGAAAAGUCAAACCCAGGCCUCGUUCAUCUCACGGGUCGACCAGUAAAUACUUCCAUCCAGUGAAGGAGGAGGAGGAGGAAAAGGGGGCGGAGUCUGAUGACGGCGACUUCAGUGAGGUGACGACAGCAGCUCAGGCACCAGUGAAGAAGAAGGAGGAGGAAGAGGAGGAGGACAGUGAGGAAGAUGAGGACGACUGGGAGGAGGUGGAAGAACUGGCCGAACCUCUGGGUCCAGUGGAACCAUCGGAACCAGUUCUGCCGUCUCAGCCGGUCCAGAUCGAGAUCGAGACCCCGGAGGUUAGAAAACGGCGGAAGAGGCAGGCGGAGUUCGAGAACUACCUUCGACGGAUGAUGAACCGCUAUAAGAAGGACCUGCUCGUCGACACACACAAGGUCCACCUGCUGUGCCUGAUAGCUAAUGGGAGGUUCCGGAACCGCCUGUGCUGCGAACCGGACCUGUUGGCUGUCGCUCUGUCUCUGCUGCCACCGCACUUCAGCACCGUCGCCAAAGACCGGAUCGACCAGAACUACCUCAGCGGACUCCUCAAGUGGUUCAGAGUCACCUUCACCCUGAACCCUGACCUUCCCUGUGAGGAUCGUCCGGACCCCCGGGCUCUGCUGGAGCGUCGCCUGGCCAGUCUGUCGGCCAGAACCCACCAGGAGAUGACCCACCUCUUCCUGUUGUUCCUGAGGUCUCUGCAGCUCUUCUGUCGCCUGGUUCUGUCUCUGCAGCCGAUUCCUCUCAAACCUCCACCAGCCAAGGGUAAAGGCGCUAAAAUUUCAUCCGAUGCUCAAAUAAAGAACCUCAAAGUCCAGGAUCCAUCUGAGACCGACCCGCCUCAGCAGAAGGCCUCUCCUGGAUCCAAGAGACCGGCUCCAGGAGCGAAAAACCCCGGAGGCCGAGGAGGGAAGAAGGCCAAGAAGAAAGGAGUCAAAGAGGAGGAGGAGGAGGAGGAGAAGACAGCAGGAGGGAGGAGGACGAAGAACCUGAAACGGAGAAGCGUCGCCUCCAAGGUCAGUUACAAAGAGGAGAGUGACAGUGAAGGGGAGGAGGACGAGGGCAGUGAGGAAGAGGAGUUCAAGGCGAGCAGUGAGGAAGAGGAGGAAGAGGUGGAAUCUACAAAGGGGAAGAAGGCGAAAGGGAAGAGUAAGAGACGGAGCGGCGGAGGAAAGAGACAAACGAAAGACGAGGAAGAAGACGACGAAGACGAAGCAACGACGACCAACGGAGCGAAGAGGAGGAGGAAGGGGAGGUCUGGACCUGGAACGGACCAGUGGCUGGAGGUCUACCUGGACAAGACCUCGACCUGGGUCUGCGUGGACGUGGACCACGGCGUGGGGGUACCUCAGCUCUGCUCCCAGAAUGCAACGCAGCCGCUGACGUACGUGGUGUCGGUGGACGAGGACGGGUUCGUCAAAGACCUGGGACGGAAGUACGACCCCACCUGGAUGACCACGUCCAGGAAGAGACGGGUGGACGAGGAGUGGUGGGAGGAGACGCUGGAGACGCUGCAGAGGCCGGAAGACGAACGGGACAGACGGGAGGAGAAAGAGCUCCAGUCCAGGCUGUUGAACAGACCUCUCCCAGUCUCCAUCUCUGAGUAUAAGAACCAUCCUCUGUACGCUCUGAAGCGUCACCUGCUGAAGUACGAGGCCGUCUACCCUCCGUCUGCCGCCGUGCUGGGAUACUGCAGAGGAGAACCCGUGUACUCCAGGGACUGCGUCCACACCCUCCACUCCAGAGACACGUGGCUGAAAGAGGCUCGAACCGUCAGACUGGGUGAAGAACCGUACAAGAUGGUGAAGGGCUUCUCCAACCGCUCCCGUAAAGCCCGGAUGAUGUCAGAGAUGAAGGACGAGAAAGACCUGCCUCUGUUCGGUGAAUGGCAGACAGAGGAAUACCAGCCGCCCAUCGCUGUGGACGGGAAGGUUCCUCGUAACGACUACGGUAACGUCUACCUGUUUAAACCCUGCAUGUUGCCCGUGGGCUGCGUUCACCUGCGGUUGCCCAACCUGCACCGCGUGGCCCGGAAACUGGACCUGGAUGCCGCUCCGGCGGUCACCGGCUUCGACUUCCACGGAGGAUACUCCCACGCCGUAACUGACGGUUACAUCGUCUGUGAGGAACAUGAGGAGGUUCUCCGAGCCGCCUGGACAGAAGACCAGGAACUGCAGAAACAGAAGGAGAAAGAGAAACGUGAGAAGAGGGCGCUGUCCAACUGGACUCUGCUGGUCAAGGGGCUCCUGAUCCGCGAACGUCUGAAACAACGCUACGGGAAAAAGCACCAGGGCCUCGGCGCUCAAACCAAAGGUGGCGAGGACCGCGCCGAAGGCUUUUCAUCAGAUGAGGAGACGGUGGAGCACAAAAGUCCUGGAGCUAAGACAGCGUCCGAGACUCUGGCCAUGUCCUGGCCUCAGAACAGACAAACGGACGCCGACGGAGGCAGCACCAGCGGAACCAAGAGGAAGACGACCAAACGGGAGCAGAGGGGCCAAGAGAAACACAUGUUCCCCUUCGAGAAGGUGUGAAGGAACCGAAACCUGACCGGAGC
This is a messenger RNA of Sphaeramia orbicularis (orbiculate cardinalfish), 2808 nucleotides long. RefSeq names its product xeroderma pigmentosum, complementation group C (gene xpc). Gene Ontology annotation, molecular function: single-stranded DNA binding; damaged DNA binding. The record is from RefSeq and is a predicted model, not a curated record. Gene Ontology annotation, cellular component: nucleotide-excision repair factor 2 complex; nucleus; XPC complex. Gene Ontology annotation, biological process: nucleotide-excision repair; mismatch repair. NCBI's taxonomy places the organism in Eukaryota, Metazoa, Chordata, Actinopteri, Kurtiformes, Apogonidae. Bases 140 to 2785 code for a protein of 881 amino acids. The transcript is spliced from 14 exons.